AUGGAAAUGGAGAAAGGGGAUACUCUUCUAAUUGUCGAGGGCACCCAAAAUCACAAAGCAAUUUAUGCUCCCAGCACAAAACUCCCUAAAACCUGGAAAAGAACAUCCAGCAAACUGGCUCGCGACCUCCUCGCCGUCAAUUACUCACCUCCACUCACGAAGACUUCACGACCUCCGCAGACGAUCUCGCCGACGACGUCCGACCUCCGACCGUGCUCCUCGCCGGUAAAAAAUCGGCGGAGGCAUGGCUCUGGCAGCGGCGCGACAUCUGGACCCCUCCGGUGGAAGCGGCGUCUCGAUCUUAGCGUUUGGCAGCCUGAUACUCUAAUCGACGGCGUGGGUUGGCGGAGGUUCUUGGCUUGGCUCGGGCGCAGCCCAGAUCGGUGGAGCCAGACAACAGGCAUUCCUUCGACCUUAAGCUUGAGGAAUGAGGAUGCUCUCGUAGACAACAGCCGUUGA
Messenger RNA from Striga asiatica, 459 nucleotides. Lineage: Eukaryota; Viridiplantae; Streptophyta; Magnoliopsida; Lamiales; Orobanchaceae. The record is from the annotation of a GenBank genome assembly.